Raphanus sativus (radish) is the source of this 2123-nucleotide messenger RNA. RefSeq lists its product as uncharacterized. The transcript is spliced from 3 exons. The coding region runs from base 414 to 2123 and encodes 569 amino acids. The record is from RefSeq and is a predicted model, not a curated record. NCBI's taxonomy places the organism in Eukaryota, Viridiplantae, Streptophyta, Magnoliopsida, Brassicales, Brassicaceae.
UCUAUCAUGGGACAAAUGGGACACAAUGAGUGUCAAUUAUCAAUAUACCCUUAAGAUCUCAACCAUUAGAUCAGAUUCUUCACGUUUUAAUGUGAGCCAUCGAUUUUUGAGGGAUGAAAUAUUCACAAAAAUGCCAUUAAUGAAGCUCACAUUUUGGCCGUCGGAUCUAUUGUCUUUGUUUUAAUCUUGACCUUUGAAUUUUACACAUUAAUUCCCAUUAAUUCUUCUUCUUCUUCUUCACUUCUCCUACAACCAUAACAUCACGAAAAUUUAUUCUCCUCACCAACCAAAGCUUUCUUCUUCAACUCUUCAUCCACAAACCUUCACCUCUGUUUCUUGGGGUCUUUCUACAGGUUAGGACGCCGUGAAACAGGUUAUGUACGUCGUCCUUAGUUCUGAAAUCGGUUGAAACUAUGGAUAGCAAUGGGUCUGUGGUGAUAUAUUUUGAACAUGGUGAAGAGCAACAUAUUUCUACACUAGUGAUGAAAGGAAGAUAUGAGGAGAUUACUUAUUCUGAGUUGGUUGAUAGAAUAGCCAAGAAAAUGAAGAUCAAUGUAGUUGUGACGAAGCUUCAAUUGAGUUACUUUCCGCUGGCAAUGAAUAAUAAGAGGCCUUGCUAUAUCUUGGAUGAUGAAGAUGUUUUAGGAUAUUUAAUGAAGGUAGAUAAGAAAAACCGACGUAGUGUCUUGCAUGUGGAGCUUAAGGAAAUCGUCUCAGAAAAUCAGAGUAACGAGAUGUUUUCUAUGAAUGAGGAAAAUCUGAAUGAUGCCAGAGCUAAUGAUGACAUGGCUGGAGUUGGUGAGUUGGAAAUUGUUCCACAUAUUCUCCCUCAUGUUCAGGAGGAUGAGUUAGAGCAUGAGAAAAUCAAUGAAGAGGGUGAUGAAAUGGAUGAUAGGGAGGAGUUGCCGGCAGUUACAGCAGUUGAACCUCCUGUUGUCAAUUCAGAGUGGGAUGAUGGCAUUGAUAUGAGUUUGCAUCAAGAAUUUGCGACUAGAGAAGAAGUGAGGGAUUUAGUGGACAAAGGUGUGCAUUCUAAUUGUUUUGAGGUUGAUAUAAUGAAGUCGAAUCCUCGGGUUUACAUAUUGAAAUGUCGUGGGGCUGGAUGCAGAUGGUAUUUACGAGCUGCAAAGCUGAAGAACUCUGCUUUUUUCUCUAUCAGAACUUAUAGAAAGAUGCAUACAUGCUCGCGUGGAGAUGCAAGUGUCAUGAAGAAGAAGAAAAGAGGUACACCAGGCUUGGUCGCAUCAGUGGUGCACAAUGAUUAUCCUGGCAAAUACAAGACUCCGGAUCCAAAGACUCUCAUAGAUUUGGUGAAGAACAGACUGGGUGUUGUGGUUUCAUAUUCUACGGCUUUGAGAGGUAAAAAUAAAGCUUUGAGUGAUUUGCGUGGUAACCCGGAGGAGAGUUUUGCUAGGCUGCCAUCUUACUUGUACAUGUUACAAAGGAUGAAUCCUGAUACCAUUACACGAUUAGAAGUGGAUGAGAAGAACCAGUUUAAGUAUAUGUUCUUUGCGCUCGGAGCUUGCAUCGAAGGGUUCAAAGCGAUGAGGCAAGUGAUAAUAAUGGAUGGAACUCACCUGAAGGGUGUGUACAAAGGAGUGCUUCUCAUUGCCACUGCUCAGGAUCCAGAUCAUCAUCAUUAUCCCCUCGCUUUUGCAGUAGUAGAUGGUGAGAAAAAUGCGAGCUGGGAGUGGUUUUUAACCAUAUUAAAAACUUUGAUACCAGAUGAUCCUCGGCUUGUGUUUUGUACUGAUAGAAACCAGAGCAUCAUCAAGAAAGUACACGAAGUGUACCCGUUGGCGAUCCAUGGAUAUUGCAAUUAUCACUUAUCUAAUAAUGUCAGCGGAGCAUGCAGCAAUGUUAACAAGAAAGGGGUUGCCAGUAAAUUUCGCCAAAUUGCUGGUAUAUACAACGAGGUGGAGUUCCGAAAAUGCUACAAUGAUUUCAGGAGAACGUAUCCUCAAGCGGCCGCAUAUCUUGAUGACAGUGUUCAUGAGACCAAAUGGGCAAGAUGUAAAUUUCCGGGAGAAAGGUACAACAUAGACACAACCAACACUGUUGAAUCUAUCAAUGGUGUUUUGAAGGAACCAAGGAAAUAUGCACUUUCCAAAAACACAACAUAG